AUUCUGAUCAAAAUUUUGCGAAUAAUUCAGUAGCUUUACAAAUGUUUGAUCAUAAUUAUAAAGUCAAUAUUACCGUGAGACUUUAUAUGUAAAUAUUUGCGGAAUAAACGUGAUAUGACAUGAGACAUUAUUAUUAUUAUAAUCAGUGCAAACUUGGCGGUUCUUGUUAUAAAAAAAUUAAAUAUUUAUUCAGUCCCCUAAAGCUUCAAAACAAACAUGUUAUUAUAAAAAUAAUAUUAUUAUAUUAAAUAAUAUUAUAUGCCAAAUAUUUGAGCAAAUUCUAAUCUUAUCUGUAUGCAUUUCAGCCUCUGUGAUUUAUGCCAUAUUUACAUUACUCUAUCCGCUGUAUGGAAUUCUUUUUUUGAGUCACGAGUCUUGGAACUUCUAUAUCCCACUCUUGGAUAUGAAUUAUAGAUCGUGGCGAAUCUUUUUAUUAAUGAGCGGAGUUCCAAGUGUUUUGUCUGUCAUCGGAAUGAUUGUUUUUAUUCCUGAAUCUCCAAAGUUUACUUAUGCACAAGGUGAUGAGGAUGGAACACUGAAAAUACUUCAAAGAAUCUUUAAAUGCAAUACAGGAAAGCCAAUUGAUGAAUAUGAAGUCAAAAGUCUCAUUAAGGAACAAGAGUUUUGUAACGAAAAUUCAGCCAAGAACAAAGGAUUCUUCAGGUUCAUGUGGUCACAGACAGUUCCAUUAUUUAAGCAUCCACACUUGAAAAACACUUUGACUGCAUGCUAUUUACAAUUUGGUGUUUGCUUGUCAGCCAACGGAUUUUGGACAUUCCUUCCAGAAACCUUAAAUCGAGUAUCAUUGUGGAUGGAAAGUGAAGCAUCAAAGCCUGCAAAUCCAACACUUUGUCACAUUGUUAAUAGUUUUGACAGAAUCAGCAAUACAUCAAUUAAUGAAGAAGAACAUGUUUUUUGUGUAUCUAAACUAGAGUUAGGGACAUUCACAAAUGUUACUAUAUUAUUGAUCUUCUACAUUUUGUCCUUAUUCACAUUAUCGUUGCUGAUUAAACGAGUUGGAAAAGUCUUGAUUAUAUCCACAAUUAAUAUCAUCGGAGGUGUUGCAAGUCUAUUGUUGAUGUUUACAUCAAUUCCUUAUUUAUCAAUUGCUAUAUACUUUAUGAUGCUAUUGUCAAUUGUAAAUUUAAGUGUCAUCAAUGCGUCAACUGUCGAAUUGUUCCCUACUUCCUUGAGAGCUAUGGCAGUCUCAAUAUCGAUGAUGAUUGGUAGAAUCGGAAGUGUUGGUGGAUCUAAUUUUUUGGGACUUUUGAUCAAGAAUUAUUGUACAUACACGUGGAUUUUACCUGCUGUGUUGCUGUUUUCUGGAGGAUUUCUGGCUUUAACAAUACCAAAUAUUAAAAGAGCUCCUAAAUAGAAUUUAUUGACUAGAAGAAUUCAAUUUAAAAAAUCAGUCAAAAGAAAAAUAGAUUUAAUUUAUAUUAGUUGAAAUUAAGGUCGGAAUGAUGAGAUAACUUAUGAUAUUUACUAGAUAAGCG
This is a messenger RNA of Chironomus riparius, 1496 nucleotides long. The record is from the annotation of a GenBank genome assembly. Lineage: Eukaryota; Metazoa; Arthropoda; Insecta; Diptera; Chironomidae.